Messenger RNA from Plutella xylostella (diamondback moth), 1899 nucleotides. RefSeq lists its product as uncharacterized. Lineage: Eukaryota; Metazoa; Arthropoda; Insecta; Lepidoptera; Plutellidae. The record is from RefSeq and is a predicted model, not a curated record. Gene Ontology annotation, molecular function: nucleic acid binding; RNA-DNA hybrid ribonuclease activity.
AUGGCUCUGAACCCAUCCCCAAUGGCUGCGAACCCGAUCCGGGUUCUUCAGUGGAAUACUCAGAGCAUUAACAGCAAGAAAAGCGAACUGCUCACAUUAAUUGAUGACAUCAAGCCCGCUGUCCUUGCCAUCUCGGAGACAUGGUCCAGCAUUCUUACCGACAGAUGUGCCUUUCCAAGGUACAUGGUUGGCGAGAAAGACUGGUCCAACUUCAUCUCAUCAGUAGAAGAUAAACUUAGCCUGAUCCAGCCCUGUACUAGUGACAAUUUUCUCGCCAACUACGACAUGUUUGAGAGAGCAUUGACAUCCUCAGCGAAAAACAAGAAAACUCACAGAUUGGAUUCACCGUUCUCUAUGGACGAACUUCAAUCUGCUCUAUCAGGUCUAUCCGAUUCAACUCCAGGCAUUGAUGGCAUUCCAUAUUCGUUUCUUUCAAAAUCAAGCCUCAAGGUCAAGCAGGUCUACUUGGAGCUGAUAAAUUACUUCCUUGAGUACGGAGUUACUCCGAGCUCAUGGAGAGAGACAAAUGUCCAGCUGAACCUGGCCCUAAAAUACCUCUCGGACUGGCUGACUCGACAUGGCUUAUCCCUCUCCACUCAAAAAUGUACAGCAGUCGUAUUUACCAAGAAGCGCAACGUCCCUGACGUGGACAUCGUUAUUGGAGAAGAUUCAAUUGCUGUAUCAAGUGAAGUAAAAUUCUUAGGCGUGAUAUUGGAUUCCAAGUUAUCGGGUACCCAUCACAUGAGCUAUGUGGCUCGGAAGUGUGAGAGGGGUGUCAACGUCCUCAGAUCACUGUCGGGUGUUUGGUGGGGUUCCCACCCUUACUCACAAAAACUGCUAUAUAAUGCGAUUGUCCGGAGCCAUUUCGAUUAUGCUGCCUUCAUUAUAGACCCUUGCAAUAAAGCAGCUCUGGAGAAAAUUGACAAAGUGCAGUACAAGUGCCUUCGCAUAGUUUCAGGUGCGAUGAAAUCCUCCCCUACCAAUGCCCUCCAGGUUGAGUGUGUUGACCCUCCUCUCUCACUUCGGAGACAAUACUUAUGUGAUCGGUUUUUCUUUCGAAUCUGGCAAUCUAACUCCCAUCCUUUGUUGCCCAAACUUGAUAUCCUUAAGCGUCUGUGUAAUGCUCAAGAAACCCAUGGACUUUCCUAUCUACUAAAAACUUAUAUCUUUUCUUCUAACCUCCCCCACCCUACAUCCAAAUUUAGUAUUUACCCUCUGUUUGAUGUUCCUUACGACGCCUUAGUUUUUCAGCCCAAUGUAGUAAUGGAUUUAGGUAUCAGUAAAGACUCUCCUGCCGCUGAAAAAGCUCUAAGUGCGAAACUCAAUUCAGAGUGGCCAGGCUGGCUUCCCAUAUUCACUGACGCAUCCAAACUCUCCGAAAACAGCAACGUGGGUUUGGCCGUAUGGCUGCCCAAGUACAAAGUUGCACUCAGUUUUAAGCGUCCCCCUGAGUCCUCGGUCUUCACGGGCGAGGCAACAGCUAUUCUCGAGGCGCUUCUGUACGCUGAGUCACACAAACUUAACAAAACUAUUAUCCUUUCUGAUUCGGCCAGUUCAUUACAAGCAAUUAUUUCCUUUCCCUUUAAAUCCAAAUCCAAAUUCCCUAUCAUUUUAAAAAUUAGAGAAACCCUAUUCCGUUGCAUGACUCAGGGUAUAGAAGUAGCUAUCGCUUGGAUACCUGGGCACAGUGGUAUUAUUGGACCGAGGCUGGAUAGAUCCUGGAAAGUGUCCUGGGACACUUCUAGGAAUUUUAAAGGUUUUAACUGUGUAAAUAGUCUAAAAUAACCGUAACGACUGCUUUCCAAUACUGUGAGCAUUGGUCACGUGACUCUGGCCCAGUUAGCCGUGUUAGUCACACACGGCAAAGAGCCAUUCAACCAAAAUUGAAUUGAAUUGAUU